AAACAAAAAUUAAUAAAUUUGGAUGGCGUGCCAAUCAAACUUCAAAUUUGGGAUACGGCAGGUCAAGAACGUUUCAGAACAUUGACAACAGCUUAUUAUAGAGGUGCUAUGGGAAUUCUAUUGAUGUAUGAUGUUACCAAUCUUGAAUCCUUCAACAAUUUGUCUUAUUGGCUUAGAAAUAUUCAAGAAAAUGCAUCACCUGAUGUUGUGAAAAUUCUUGCUGGAAAUAAAUGUGAAUGUUCGACAGCACGAAGAGCAGUUGACAAAGAGAGAGGUGAAAAGAUAGCGGAAACUUUUGACAUGCCGUUCUUUGAAAUUAGUUGCAAACAGAAUAUAAACAUUGAAGAGUGUUUUCUUACUUUAGCCCGAAGUAUUAGAGAGCAAAGAGAGCACAGAGGAGAAAACUUUGAUGAUGAUGAACAAUCGAAAGAUAAAAAUAAAUCAAAUGGCUUUGAAGCCUUCACUUUAGGAAAUACUUCAGAGAGUGGGCGAUGCUUGUGUUAAAUUAUUUAUGGUUUUUUUUAAAUAACUUACACUUAAUUUCAUAUCAAGCUGAAAACAAAAUCUUUAAAAAAUUGCGAAUAAGUGUGACGAGUUAUUCACCCAGAACCGAAGCUAUUAAAUAUACAUACCAAUUGAAACCCAAAUAUUUCAGCUAUGGUUUAUAAAGUGAUUUUAAUGCUUAAGAGAUAACUUGUGUUUACUCAGAUCAACAGAAAUUUUCCUUAAACAGGUAGCUAUUUGACUGAGUUAUUGUAUUCAGUUUAUUUUACACUUUUAUUGCCAAACCGAAUGUCAAUGUCAAUUUCGUGUUAAAUGCUACAAUUUUCAAUAUUUUAUUUACAUUUUUUGUCUUUCAAUUACUACAUAAGUAAUUAUACAUUUUAAAUAGAACACAUCGAAAUAAACACUUUAACUUGUAUUUUU
Messenger RNA from Clunio marinus, 927 nucleotides. The record is from the annotation of a GenBank genome assembly. NCBI's taxonomy places the organism in Eukaryota, Metazoa, Arthropoda, Insecta, Diptera, Chironomidae.